AAUUUUUUCCUCCCUUCUUCCUGCCAACCGCCGAGAAGCCAAUAAUUGCGGGAUCGCAAGGGGGGGGGAGGCGGCAGCAGCGGCGGCGCUGCCCGUGCCUCCCAUCCGCCUUCUGUGCAGGAAGCGGGAACAGGUGUGAGCGAGGCAACCCCGACAGACAGCUCAGCAAGGCGGACCUCUUAAGCCAACGGCCACAGAGUGGGGGGCAGAGCAAGAACACACGGCUGCUGUUUCUCUUUGCCCUGUGGUGAUCGAGGAAAUAAAGAAUUGAUUUCUUGAUUUGGUAACAUGGCAAAAGAUGCUGGCCUAAUUGAAGCUAAUGGAGAGUUAAAGGUUUUUAUAGACCAAAAUCUUAGUCCAGGGAAAGGUGUUGUUUCAUUAGUAGCUGUUCAUCCUUCAACAGUAAACACACUUGGAAAACAGCUCCUGCCGAAGACAUUUGGACAGUCUAAUGUCAACAUUGCACAGCAAGUGGUGAUUGGUACACCUCAAAGACCAUCAGCCCCCAAUACUAUUUUGGUAGGAAGUCCACAUACACCCAAUACACACUUUGUAUCACAAAACCAGACUGCAGAUUCUUCGCCUUGGUCUGCAGGGAAGCGAAAUAAAAAGGGAGAGAAGAAUGGCAAGGGUUUGCGGCACUUCUCUAUGAAGGUUUGUGAGAAGGUUCAGAGGAAAGGAACUACCUCAUAUAAUGAGGUAGCAGAUGAAUUAGUGGCAGAAUUCAGUACAGCAGAUGCUCACAUCUCACCAAAUGAAUCGCAGGCUUAUGAUCAGAAAAAUAUUAGACGCCGUGUCUAUGAUGCCUUAAAUGUUCUUAUGGCCAUGAACAUUAUUUCCAAGGAGAAGAAAGAAAUCAAAUGGAUUGGCCUACCUACUAAUUCAGCUCAGGAGUGUCAAAAUUUAGAGGUGGAAAGACAGAGAAGACUUGAAAGAAUAAAGCAAAAACAGUCACAGUUACAAGAACUAAUUCUUCAGCAAAUUGCCUUCAAAAACCUUGUUCAGCGAAAUCGUCAAGCAGAACAGCAAGCAAACAGACCACCAGCUUCUAAUUCUGUCAUUCACUUGCCAUUUAUCAUUGUGAACACCAGCAAGAAGACUGUGAUUGACUGCAGUAUUUCUAAUGACAAGUUUGAGUAUCUAUUUAAUUUUGACAAUGCAUUUGAAAUACACGAUGAUAUAGAAGUGUUGAAGCGUAUGGGAAUGGCCUUUGGGUUGGAAUCUGGUAGUUGUUCAGCAGAGGACUUAAAAAGUGCAAGGAGCUUAGUUCCUAAAGCUCUCGAACCAUAUGUGACAGAAAUGGCUCAGGGAUCAAUCAGCAGUGUGUAUGUCUCAUCCACAUCAGGUUCAGCUUCAAAUGGGACAAGAUUUUCAAACAGUGACUACUCAAACGGAGGGGAUGGGAUGUUGGCCACAAGUUCCAAUGGAUCUCAGUACAGCGGCUCCAGAGUAGAGACACCAGUGUCUUAUGUUGGGGAUGAUGAUGAUGAUGACGAUGACGACUUCAAUGAAAAUGAUGAUGAUGACUGAAACUUUUUUCAUGUAGACUUUUUUAAAAUGUUAAAAUUCAGCAGGCUUCAGGAAUAAAUUCUAGGAAGAGAAUUGUCUAUCCCAUCAAGGAGAUACUGGUAAGCAUCUUGAAUUUAGAAAUUGCACCUCCAAUAAAGUAACAGAAUUGUUUGUUUUUUAUGUAGAUUUUUUUACAUGUUGGUGAGGAUGUGUGUGUUGAUACCAGUGUGUUAAUGCAGAACUUUUAUUUACUCUUGCUUAGGAUUUUAACUUGAAGGAAAAUGCAUUUUGCCCCUAAGUGUUGUUGCUGAGUUUGAAAAUGUAGUCACCUCUAAUGGAAAAUAAAAUCUGUCCACCUGUCAAAAAUGCAUACACGGAAUGGCAUUUUCUUUAGAUUGCUUUAGGUGAUAUUUCCUACGGAAGCAUAGCAAACAAGUGUUAUAUUUUGCUGAUCAUGCCGAGUCCAAAGAAACAAACAAAAGAGCCUCUUUUUAAAUGUUAGUUUGCGGACAUUGUGUGAUUUUAUUUCCCUUUCUUAAAAUUUUCCUGAUCAUUGUAAUCCCAUCAAAUUUAUGUAUUGUGUUUGCUGAAUGUUAGGACUUAACGAAUUUCAAUUUUGGGCAAAUGUUUACUGCCACGCUGGCGCAGCUGUGUAAAUGUCUUGAAGGUUUGGAAUGAAUUUUGCUUGUGAUGAAAAUUUGCCUGAUUUCUUACAGGCAGAUUUUGAAAACAAUUUGUUAUAUAGUUGUUUACAUACCUAUAAGUCUAUCAUAUAAAAGACAUGUACUGAAACAAAUGUUUAUAUUUGUUUCUUAAACAUCUUCCAAUAAUCUAUUAUAAAGCUGAAAUUAAAUAUAGAGAAUGUUUUAUGUUUAACUCAAAAAUUUGUCAAUCACUUUUAAUACUUCAUUUUUUUAUAAAAGAAAUUUCAGGGCAGGUAGUAGUCUUUUUAAAUUUAUUCACAAAGAAUUAACUGCACAAAUACUGUCAGCUGCCUGUUCUAAGACAGUAGUCUUUUUAUUGAAACACAAAUAAACUUUUCUGUAAUAUUUUAUGGAAUAUAA
This is a messenger RNA of Pogona vitticeps (central bearded dragon), 2573 nucleotides long. It is a transcript of the gene TFDP1, whose product is annotated as transcription factor Dp-1. The record is from RefSeq and is a predicted model, not a curated record. NCBI's taxonomy places the organism in Eukaryota, Metazoa, Chordata, Lepidosauria, Squamata, Agamidae. Gene Ontology annotation, molecular function: RNA polymerase II transcription regulatory region sequence-specific DNA binding; DNA-binding transcription factor activity, RNA polymerase II-specific. Gene Ontology annotation, biological process: regulation of transcription by RNA polymerase II; regulation of cell cycle. Gene Ontology annotation, cellular component: nucleus; transcription regulator complex.